This is a messenger RNA of Microcebus murinus (gray mouse lemur), 1800 nucleotides long. RefSeq names its product cAMP responsive element binding protein 3 like 3 (gene CREB3L3). Gene Ontology annotation, cellular component: nucleus. NCBI's taxonomy places the organism in Eukaryota, Metazoa, Chordata, Mammalia, Primates, Cheirogaleidae. Gene Ontology annotation, molecular function: RNA polymerase II cis-regulatory region sequence-specific DNA binding; DNA-binding transcription factor activity, RNA polymerase II-specific. Gene Ontology annotation, biological process: regulation of transcription by RNA polymerase II. The record is from RefSeq and is a predicted model, not a curated record.
GGAGAGCAGCCGCGGGCGGGAGCGCUGGCCGUGCGCCCCGACGCCCGGACAUGAGUGGGGGCUUGGCGGCUGGACAGAUGGCCUUCUCCGCCUGCCCCGAGGGGCCCGCCGACGGCCUGGAGCUCCUGGACCUCCUGUUCGACCGGCAGGACGGCGUCCUGCGGCACGUGGAGCUGGGCGAGGCCUGGGGCCGCGCGGAGGACCAGCAGGCGCUAACAGGGCCCGACCCCCACGACUUCCUCAGCUCCAUCCUGGGCUCGGGGGAUUCGGCGCCCGGCUCCCCGCUCUGGUCGCCCGCGGCCAGUGACAGCGGCAUCUCCGAGGACCUGCCCUCCGACCCCCAGGACACCCCGCCACGCAGCGGGCUCCCCGCCACCCCGUCCGCCUGCCGUCCCGCCGGGCCCUGCCCCGACUACCGUCCCAGCCCCGCCUGCCCCGCCGGGCCCCCGGGGCCCGUCGUCCCCGUGCUCGAGUCCUCGGUGGCCAUAGACCUGGGAACCUGGAGCCCAGGAGGAAGCCUGUACGCUGAGGAGCUGGCCGAGCCGGUGGACUUGCCCGCACGCUGCAACCUCACAGUCAAAGACCUCCUCCUUUCCGGCAGCGGUGGGGACCUGCAGCAGCAUCACCUGGCAGCCCCGCACCUGCUGCGACCCGGGACCGGGCACUGUCAGGAGUUGGUGCUGACCGAGGACGAGAAGAAGCUUCUGGCCAAAGAAGGCAUCACUCUGCCCACCCAGCUGCCCCUCACCAAGUAUGAGGAGCGAAUGCUGAAAAAAAUCCGCCGGAAGAUCCGGAAUAAACAGUCCGCCCAAGAAAGCAGGAAAAAGAAGAAGGAAUAUAUCGAUGGUUUGGAGACUCGGAUGUCAGCCUGCACUGCCCAUAAUCAAGAGUUGCAGAGGAAAGUCUUGCACCUUGAGAAGCAAAAUCUGUCCCUCUUGGAGCAGCUGAAGAAACUCCAGGCCCUCGUGGUGCAGUCCACCGGCAAAUCUGCCCAGACGGGCACCUGCAUAGCGGUCCUGCUGCUGUCUUUCGCCCUCAUCAUCCUCCCCUCCAUCAGCCCUUUCGCCGCCAGCAAAGCCGAGAGCCCCGGGGACUUCACGCCUGUGCGAGUCUUUUCCAGAACGUUGCACAACGACGCUGCCUCCCGCGUGGUCCCCGACGCCACGCCAGCCUCCGAGGCCCCAGGCCCCCGGCCCGAGGCUGGCGCGCCCCACGGAGGGUCUCCCGGCGGCCCUGGGGCGGACUGGGGCGCCCGGGACGCGCUGGCGCGGGACAAUUCCACGCAGGAGCUGGACAACGCGACCCUGGGCCUGGGCAGCUCGACGGAGGAGCUGGGCCGGGCAGCCCUGCUGGACUGGGUGGCGCCUGAGUCUGUCCUCCGCCCCGGACUCUCGGGGCUGGAGGCGGCGGGGGACGAGCUCUGAGCCUCGCUGGGAAUGAGCCCCCAGGCCCUUCUGCCUCCGGGGCGCUCCAGUGGACAGUGACAGCCCCGGGGAUCGGGGGCGAGGUGGUGACCUCGGCGCAGACUCACAGCCACACACCGGGACUGCUGAGCCACCGCAGAGCCAGGGCAGGGGCACAAGGAAACAGCCCGAAACAGACCCAGACACAAGACACACACGCACACGCAGACGCGACAGGUGCCCCGGCGACCCCCAGCCGGGUCCCCUCCCUGCCUCCGUCGCACACGGGGAGGAGGAGGCGGCAGAGGCUGCAGGGACCCUGGCCCCGGAGCCACCAGGGCCACAGUGACCGCGCUUGCCUGGACUGCCUGGUCCUUAAUAAAGUGUUUUGACGGAA